Messenger RNA from Asparagus officinalis (garden asparagus), 966 nucleotides. RefSeq lists its product as uncharacterized. Gene Ontology annotation, molecular function: zinc ion binding; nucleic acid binding. The record is from RefSeq and is a predicted model, not a curated record. The transcript is spliced from 4 exons. The coding region runs from base 1 to 966 and encodes 321 amino acids. NCBI's taxonomy places the organism in Eukaryota, Viridiplantae, Streptophyta, Magnoliopsida, Asparagales, Asparagaceae.
AUGACGAAGAUAGAGGAUCUGCAAGCACAUACUGCUUUAUCUGAUGAGCUGAAGUCCUUGAAGCAAAAGCUGAUCGAGACAGAGAAGGUCGCUGUGAAGACUUUAGCCGCGACUGAAGAAUCCAUCAGAGCCGAGUUUAUUUCAAAUGUUGUGAAACUUCAAGGUUGCUCAUGUUCUCGGAUAGCUGAUUCUAUAAAGAAUGACAGGAGUACGGCUGAUGCUCCUGAAAUGCAGAGAUCAGCGGAGCUUUAUGAAGAUCUCAUAAAGUGUUGUGUUGCAGAUGCAAUGGGUGAGUCAGCUCGGGAUGAACUCCUACGAAGAUUUGUUAAGCUCAAGCAAGGAGGGCAAACAGUUGAUGAGUACGAGGCCGAGUUUUCUUCUUUGAGCCGAUAUGCUCCCCACUUGGUUACAGACCCUACGAUUAGAAGGCAUCAGUUUCAGAAGGGUCAGGACAAGUACAUUAGGAUGGCUCUGGCAGGUAGAGCCUUGGUGACCUAUGAUGCGGUACUAGAUGUAGCACGCGAGAUUGAGAGCGUGCAUAAGGAACCUGAAGACUCUCACGUGAUUCAGAGCAGGACACCAGCAGCUCCGGCUCGAAAUGUCGAGCGUCCCCCUUCGAGACAGCAGCAGCAGGAUCAACAGAGGCAGCAGCAUUCCCAGCGUCAACCAUCUCAUCAGACUCACCCUUAUCAGCGUCCUGGAGAGAAGUUUCAGAGCCAGCCUUUGGUGAAGUGUUCUUAUUGUAGCCAUGCCGAGCAUAUUCAGCAAGAUUGUCCCAGACGUCUUCGUUUGUGCUUCACCUACUGGUCCCCCGGUCAUCUCAGUCGGGACUGUCCUCAGCAGCAGCAGGCUCGUUUGCCCCCACCUCCAGCUCGGGCAGCUCUUUCAGCUCUACCUCGACCAGCCCCGGCAGCACUACCUCAACAUAGAUCUUAUCCUCGAGCAGGGCCACUUCCCCUACAGUAA